AUUGCGUUCACUGUUUGUGACAAAGCUAAAGGAAGCAGUUGAUGCUGAGCUCAGACCACAACUGAGACAACGGCGCAGCAGGUCUGAACUACAGGUUUUUCUACAAAAUGGAAUUGGGGGAUUAUUACGUUGACUAUGAUGAAAACAGUACCUACAUCUAUCGCAACAACAAUGACACAAUAUCUCAAUCCAUAUCACUCACUAAAACCACCUCGGUACGGGACAGCGCUUGGGUGUGUCUGAUUGUUGUCAGUGUGCUCAUUUUCCUUCUGGGUUUCUUUGGGAACCUUUUGGUCAUCUGGAUUUCCGGCUUCAAGAUGAAGAAGACGGUCAACACCACCUGGUACCUGAGCCUCGCGAUCUCCGACUUCAUCUUCUGUGCUCUCCUCCCGUUCAACAUUGCCUUCAUGGUGAUGGAAGAGUGGAUUUUUGGUCUCUUUAUGUGCAAGUUCGCCUCUUCAGUAAUGUUCCUCAACAUGUUCAGCAGCAUCUUUCUUCUCAUCAUCAUCAGUGUGGACCGCUGCGUUUCUGUUGUGUUUCCGGUUUGGGCUCAGAACCAGCGCACUGUUAAAAAAGCCUCCUUUAUGGUUGUCAUUGCAUGGAUUCUGGCCGUGGGGCUGAGCGUUCCCUCCAUGAUCUACCGAGACGUUCAUAAUAACUCCUGCUUCAACAAUUACCCGUCCCAGGACAUCCACAAGACCAUCGCAGUGAGCCGCUUCAUCACAGGCUUCCUCAUCCCCUUCGUCGUCAUUAUCAUCUGCUACUCUAUUAUCGUCCUCAAACUUCGAAACAACAGAAUGAUGAAAUCCUCCAAACCGUUCAAGGUCAUGAGCGCGCUCAUCGGCGCUUUCUUCUUCUGCUGGCUGCCCUACCACGUCUUCAUCCUUAUGGAGCUAAACCGCCACAAGUAUGACCACAAUCUCUUAACAACUGGCCUUAAAGUCGGUACGUCUUUGGCAGCCGCAAACAGUUUUUUCAAUCCUGUGCUUUACGUCUUCAUGGGCAAUGACUUCAAGCAGAAGUUCAGGAGCUCUCUGGUGUCAAAGAUGAGGCGUGCGAUGGAAGAGGAGGGCCGCACCACCAGUCGGUACCUGUCCAGAUCCAGCUCAAUGGACAACAGAGCUUCCACGCACAUUUAGAGGUGGUCGGAACCUUCAACUUUGAAUUUAUGUGCUGAAGUUCCACAAAAAAAUGGGCAUUCACAGGACAAACACACUUCUUUGCAGGAAUCAUACUGAUUAAUGUUCCCAGCAAAUGUGAUGAUUUGUUUGGACUUUUUACUGCAGCAGCUGACAGUUUAGCCUCAUGAACCCAUUAUCUCAUCAUUUUAACUUUUGUAAAUAGAAGUAAUGAAGAAUCUUUAAAGUUUGAUCUGUAUUUUGUAGGAAAAAAGCUAUGAAAUCUAUUAUUUUGUUGUUUAAAUAAUUUUUAAAAUAAGUUUUUAGAGGAUCUCCAAGCAUCAAAGCUAAUAAUUACAGAGAUUUCUAAGGCUCUGGUGGGGUUGAGUCGUUUACUUUUUGGCAAAGCCAAAAUAAGGAUUUGGAGCUUCUUUUAAAAGGCUUUAGUCAUUUCUUUGAGAAUUAAGUUGAUUAAGUUUUAAAAUGCUUGUUUGUAAAAAUAAAAGGAAGUAAGUAGAACAAAAAUGAGAAUUAAAAUCAUCUAAAACC
Molecule: messenger RNA, 1667 nt
Organism: Nothobranchius furzeri (turquoise killifish)
Lineage: Eukaryota; Metazoa; Chordata; Actinopteri; Cyprinodontiformes; Nothobranchiidae
Gene: cmklr1
Product: chemokine-like receptor 1
Biological process (GO): positive regulation of cytosolic calcium ion concentration; complement receptor mediated signaling pathway; inflammatory response
Cellular component (GO): plasma membrane
Molecular function (GO): G protein-coupled receptor activity; complement receptor activity
Source: RefSeq, a predicted model, not a curated record